This is a messenger RNA of Lathyrus oleraceus (garden pea), 1302 nucleotides long. RefSeq lists its product as uncharacterized. The coding region runs from base 1 to 1302 and encodes 433 amino acids. The record is from RefSeq and is a predicted model, not a curated record. The transcript is spliced from 4 exons. NCBI's taxonomy places the organism in Eukaryota, Viridiplantae, Streptophyta, Magnoliopsida, Fabales, Fabaceae.
AUGUCAGAUUUGUUCAUGGGUACUCUUCAGGGGACUUUUGCUGAGAGGAUGAUGGGAUGCCUGGUUACUGGUUUUGCAGAUAUAGUAGUGGUUGGUGAGAGGAUUGAAAGUUGGUUGAGAAUGGGGAAAAUACAAGGAAAUGCUCCGUCGUCUGGAGUGAAGAAGCCUUUCGAUAACGGUCAGCGCAAGAAGGAGGGGGUGAAUGUAAUUUCGGAGGAUAAGAGAAAAAUCGGGGUGACAGAUGUGGAUCAGUUGAGGACUCCAAUGUCUGUGGUCAAGAGACAUCUGAUAAAGAAUGGAGUUUUUCCUGGUUGUGAUAAUUUUUGUGCUGCUUGUACUGUAACUGCAAAUGGGUGUGUAAUGUUGAGGGAGACGCUUCAGAAAAUGGUGGAUGAGGGAAGUCUCCGAUUUGAGAAAGUUGCUUUGGAGAAGGAGGAUGUUUCAACAAUAACCAUUUAUUUCGAUCCUGUCCACUUGUCAGUGCCGGCAGAUGCGGCUCCAAAGGAAGAUCAGGCUGCAGGUGAUAUCACCGUUUCAAAGGUGGACAAUGCCGGACUUAGUGGUUUCACUCGUAGUGGGAGGUUGUUUGCGCCUGAUACGUUGAGAGGUGGGGAUGUAGAAAAAGAACAGAGAGAUAAGGCUGAGGCUUUAGCCAAGGCAAAAGGAAAGCAGGUGGUGAAUGAGGGUACUCCUAGAGCGGCACAGGCGCCUGUUGAGCUGGAAAAUGAGUUUGACGCUGAAGCUGAGGAGUUUUUGAGGAUUAUCAAGAAGUCUGAGUACAAACUUGUAGAUCAUUUGCAACAGACUCCAUCCAAAAUUUCGAUCUCAUCUUUGCUAUUGAGUUCAGAAGGUCAUAGAGAAGCUUUGUUAAAGAUAUUGAAAAGGGCCUACGUCUCGCAGGAGAUUACAAUCAAUCAAUUAGAGACAGUGGUAUCAAAUGUCAAUGCCAGCCAUGGGUUGGGUUUCACUGAUCUCGAUCUUACUGUGGAUGGGCGCAAUCACAAUCAGGUACUGCACAUUUCGAUGGAGUGUAAAGGAGCUGUGCUUUCGCAUGUUCUGGUUGAUACGAGCUCGUCACUCAAUGUGUUGCCUAAGAAGGCCUUGGCUAAAUUGGACUGUGAGGGAUUGGUUUUGAGGCCCACUGAUCUGGUGGUUAGAGCGUUUGAUGGCUCUAAAAGGGCUGUGUUUGGGGAAGUUGAGCUCCCCGUAAAGAUUGGUCCUGAGGUGUUCAAGAGUGUUGUGAGAGUCAAUUAUGGUAUGAGAACUAAUUAUGGGUUGAAAACUUUUGGAUUUAUCACCUAA